Endocarpon pusillum Z07020 is the source of this 1530-nucleotide messenger RNA. RefSeq lists its product as uncharacterized. Bases 1 to 1530 code for a protein of 509 amino acids. Gene Ontology annotation, molecular function: transmembrane transporter activity. NCBI's taxonomy places the organism in Eukaryota, Fungi, Ascomycota, Eurotiomycetes, Verrucariales, Verrucariaceae. The record is from RefSeq and is a predicted model, not a curated record. The transcript has 3 exons. Gene Ontology annotation, biological process: transmembrane transport.
AUGCCAGAUGGCGUUGCAGGCCAGAACUGCUCAGGGAGGGUACAGCAGGUGUGCUCGGAGAAGAACAAAGCAACGCAGGAAGAUGAUCUCCUCAAGCCGGUGAAGAGGUCUUUGAAGUCCAGACUAGUUUCUUUUCUAUGUUAUGUGCCGUCUCGUUGUCGAUAUGAUCCGAACCAACCUUUCGAGUUCUCCAUUGGCCUGAAUCUUCUAUUUGCCUUCGCAGGAUGUUUCACCGUCGCAAACCUAUAUUACAAUCAUCCCAUCCUCCAUCUGCUGGCGCGUGACUUUGGUGUCACGGAGUAUCAGUCUUCUUACGUGCCAACUUUGGCUCAGGCAGGCUAUGCCGGUGGUCUUUUAUUUCUGUGUCCCUUGGGGGAUCUACUUAGAAGAAGGCCGUUUGUGCUAUUGCUGGUAUGGUUCACCGCGACUGCAUGGAUCGGGCUCUGCGUGACCACCUCCUUUUCCGUCUUCUGCGCGCUCUCCCUUGUCACAUCUCUGUCCACCGUGACGCCGCAGCUCAUGCUUCCAUUGGUGGGCGAUCUGGCGCCUGCUCAUCGUCGUGCAGCCGCGCUCUCCAUAGUAGUCUCUGGGCUCCUUCUCGGCUUACUCGUUGCUCGUCUGCUCUCUGGAGUUGUGGCCCAAUAUGUCGGGUGGCGCUAUAUCUACUGGAUAUCUUUCGCCUUGCAAUACCUGAUUCUUAUCCUGCUUUGGCUUUUCAUGCCGGAUUACCCGUCUACAAACCCUGUCAACAGCUGGGUGGAACUACUGCAAAAGUAUCCGGGCUUGCUUUUUGAUAUCAUCAGAAUGCCGUUUCGACACCCGGUUCUGGUGCAAGCUUGUGUAUUCGGCUUCUUGACCAGUAGCACAUUUAAUUCCUUCUGGACAACCCUAACUUUUCUGCUCUCUUCCGCGCCUUACAACUAUUCUUCUCUGGCAAUCGGUCUCUUCGCUUUGAUAGGCGUCCUCGCCAUGACAUGGGGCCCAUUCUUCGCUCGAACCUUCAUGGACAAGCAUCAUCCACUAUUUUCCGUACUCAUCGGCACAAUGAUAAACCUCGUUGGGAUUGUGGUGGGAACCUAUACCGGAAAGAUCAGUGUUGCCGGUCCUGUUAUCCAGGCACUUUUUGUCGACAUUGGCUUGCAGACCAGUCAAAUUGCCAACAGAACUGCAAUUUACCAGGUUGAGCCAAAAGGUCGGAAUAGGGUCAAUACCACCUUCAUGGUCAGCAUUUUCGGCGGGCAGUUGAUGGGCACCGCCGUGGGAAAUAGACUCUACGACCAUGGUGGGUGGAUUGUGUCAGGCUCGGCAAAUGUGGGCUUCACCUGUGCCGCAUUACUUGUCUGCCUGCUUCGGGGCCCACAUGAAUCCGGCUGGGUCGGGUGGAGUGGUGGGUGGAAUAUGCGGAAGGAAAGACAUCCGCUCGAACCUAAGGUCACCGAACCAGACGAUGUAGAGAAGCAAGCUGAACGGAGUCCUGAGGCCGAAUCAGAGAAGAACUCCAGGGAGAUUCCAACACGGGCUGAAGCCUGA